This is a messenger RNA of Seminavis robusta, 2233 nucleotides long. NCBI's taxonomy places the organism in Eukaryota, Bacillariophyta, Bacillariophyceae, Naviculales, Naviculaceae. The record is from the annotation of a GenBank genome assembly.
ACUACUAUUUUAUAUUAUAGUACCAGUACUAGCUAGUAACUAACGAUCACUUUUUCAUCCACAAUCAACUUUUUCCUCACUUGCCUCCAACCACACACCAAAGCAACCCAAGCUACCGGUACUAGUAUCGUUGACUAUGAAUGCGACCAUGGAGUUCCAAUCGACCAAGAGCGCUCCUUCCACCACAUGUACUACUACCACUACUGCUACUACUAGUGGCAAUCGCCUAUCCUCAGGAUGCUUUCGCAGAGGAAGCGGUACUCGAAGCAGUAGAGGCUUUCUGGGUCAAAAGACAGUAAACAACGGCAAAGUCAGCGCCAGAAGAAGUAGCUAUUCGGCUCCUUCCUCCUCUACUGCUAUUAAUAGUAGUACCAUCAAUACAUGUAGUGGAAAACCAAGAAGACGAUCCACGAGGAGCAAACCUCUCAUUCCUGCCGUUUCCUUGGUGUGCGUGGAGAUUCUACUCGAAGACUUAGAGGAAGGAGAUUGGAAGAGCACUCGUAAUUUCUUUGCGCAGCUAAGAUUCCACAGUCAAGCCAGGAGAACCAAUAUGGACCAGCUCGCACAGGCUUAUCGCAACUCGAACUCCGCGAACUGUUCGGCCGAGUUGUCAUUGGAAACACUGGCAGCUUGGACUUUGGCCGAACCCGACAAUCGAGAUGCGCACUUGUUGCACGGCAUCUUUCUAGUCACGGCGGCGUGGAGUGCUUUGCAAAAGUCGGAUCAGGAAGCCCAGUUUGUCACAUUCCAGAAUCAGCUUCAAAACGCAGAAACGGCUCUCGAUAAGGCAAUUGAGAUUGAUCCCACGGAUCCUCUGCCUUAUGCCAACAAGAUUACGGCAUCCAGAGAACUUCAAACGAUCAAGACCACGUUCCAACAGUUUCAAAACAAUUGUAAAAAAGACGACAGACACGAUCUGGCCGUCCAUGAAGCCAUGUUGUACCGACUUUCUCCCACUUGGGGAGGAUCCAACGCAGAGCUGCUACAGUUUGCCAGAACAGCCACCAUCCAGGCAGAGUCCCCUCCACCAGUGGGGCAUCCUCUGUGGUCCUUGAUGGCCAAGGCGCACGUGCUUGCCUACCAGGAAAAGCUACGCAACGACAAGAGUGCCAAGCAGAAGAACGUCGGUAGUGCCUACUGGAAAGAUGCGGUGGUUAGAAAGGAAAUUGUCAAGGCAUAUCGAAAGCAUCAGGCAGCAUCCUCGACUAAAGGCAGUGGCUUGAUCGUACUCCCCACCACGAACAACAAUCAUAGCGGUCUGGCCAAGGAGGAGGAAGACGACGACGACGACAACAAAGAAACACUGGCACGAUCACACACCAACUUGUUUGCCUAUUGUCUCUACAAGUGCAAGGCGUUCUCCGAAGCCUACAACGAAUUCAUCAAGAUUGAAACACAACAGGAACAAAAACCCACACAGGAACCGUGGAAUCUAGAGUCCAACCACAACUGGAAACAAUUUUACCAACAUGCACAUGACAAGGUACUCCAGCACAAGGCUAACAAGCGGCACGAGAAGGCCGUCAUGUGGGAUUCGUCCACUACAUGCACCAACGAUUGUGCAUACUCCCAGUAGUCUUGUUGGAUUAGUUGUUGGGGACUCGUCUGGUGCAGCACUGUAUUAUCGUGAAUAGUACAUGUAAUACUAGAACAAUAUCAAUGGAUAGGAGGGCUGAUUUUGCAGCACUGACGACGACCGAGUGAUCGAGUUCCCUGGAUCUCAGGUCCUGCCCCUUGGCUGUGCCCGAGCUCAUGACAUAGUGUAGAUGCGAACAUCGUAAGAUGUGGGUCGGAACCAGCCCAAUCUCCACCCGUUUCCGUGUUCAAAGCAGUCCUUGACGAUACUAGUACCGCAGACAGAAGACACAUCCGUUAAUGCAACACACAAGAACCACUCAAUCGAUUGUUCGGCUUGCGUUAAUGCAUCCUGCCCUCUUCCUAAGCAACCCGUCCUCCCCAUAGUUCCCUCUAACCCAUAGCAACGUCUCGAUUACAGUACACAAAUACACAAGAACCACUGCAGCGAACGGCCGUGAGACCUGUGCAAAGCGGAGCCAGAGAUACCAGUAUCAUUGGAACGACAACAAUUCGUGAACGCAAUGGCAAAUAAUACCAGCAAUCACAACACCUAGGUUCCUCAUGCCCAAAGUCAACACGUUGGCUUUUGCAAUGGCCACAACAUACAUGUUGAAAGAAUGUAAACUUAUUAAAAAUAAAAAUAAAUAGAUUUCAC